Messenger RNA from Egretta garzetta (little egret), 1812 nucleotides. RefSeq names its product mitochondrial ubiquitin ligase activator of nfkb 1-A. The transcript has 4 exons. The record is from RefSeq and is a predicted model, not a curated record. The coding region runs from base 9 to 1031 and encodes 340 amino acids. Gene Ontology annotation, biological process: protein ubiquitination; organelle organization. NCBI's taxonomy places the organism in Eukaryota, Metazoa, Chordata, Aves, Pelecaniformes, Ardeidae. Gene Ontology annotation, molecular function: ubiquitin-protein transferase activity.
CUGGCACUAUGGACGCACCACCCAUCACUUCUGGGGAGCUGCUGUGUCUGGGCUCCAGCCUUGCCUUCUCCGGACUCUUCUACUACCUGUACAGGAAGAAAGCCAGCGUCGUGGCACGCAUACAGGAGGCCCCAAAGCUCCAGGUUGACGAUGAUUUACCAGCACUGGUGUCUGCGGCUGAUGGGAGAUGCCUGCCUUACGUCGCCCUGGAAGGCAUAGUGCUGCCAGCCAAGGCUGCGCUGACCAGCCAUUACCAUGAGGGGCUGCAGGGCGUGAUCCAGAAACUGCUUCUGAAAGAGCAUCGGCUGAUCUGGAACAGCUUGGCCCGGAGCUGGAGCGAGAGUGAGCGGGUGCUCUCAGAGCAGGUCUACACCGUCCCCUUCUUGCUGGCCUCACCAGACACCGAGGCGGUGACGCAGGUGAGCGUGGAGAGCCCGCUCCGAGCCAUCUGUCUGCCGCUGGAGACUGUGUACGAGCGGUUCCAGCAGCCGGCCCAUGGCUUCCGCGACCUGUUGGGCCAGUACUUGAGCGGGGAGAAGCCCAAGGGCAUCCUGGAGACAGAGGAGAUGCUGCGGGUGGGGGCCGGGCUGACGGGCAUCGGGGAGCUGGCCCUGCACCCUGAUGGCUCCCUGCACCUCCAGCCGCCGGCCCAUGGGGGCAAGUAUUUCCUGUGCCUUGGGGACUGGCAGACAGUGCUGGCAGAGCUGGAGUCAGCUAGUGGGCUCUGGAAGGGGGUGGCCAUGCUGUGCGCUGCUGCAGGCCUGGCUGUCCUUUUGCACGCCCUGUGCCGUGCCUACCGCCGCGCCCGCCUCAAGCAGCAGCGUGAGGACAAGGAACUGGAUGGUGAUGAGGCCGGGGACGGGGGGCCCGAGGACUCCUGCGUGAUCUGCCUGACACGGCCCCGCGAGUGUGUCCUCUUGGGCUGCGGCCACAUCUGCUGCUGCUUCCGCUGCUUCCAGGCUUUGCCUGCCCGCCUUUGCCCCAUCUGCCGGGGGCCCAUUGACCGUGUAGUGCCCCUCUACCAGGCCUGAGAGAACUUUGGGGGGGGGGUGUGACCAGUGAGGGGCAGUGUGAACCAAGCCAAGCCUGGAGCCUGCAGAAAUCUCAGCUCAGCUGUCCCCUUGCAUGCAGCUGAGUGAUUCCUGUUGGGAGAGAAGGGUCCUGGCAUGCUCCCUCGUCUGUUUUUUUGUGUAGGGGGGGAGUUAGAGCCGUCUCGUCCUCCCUUUGUCUGCCAGAGGGAUCCCCCACCCUGAACAUGAAGGCUUGGGGGAAAACUUAGUGCCUGAGCUGAGGAGCCAAGUCCCCUGCCCCACGCUGGGGCAGUCCUCUGGCUGCCGGCUAUUUUACUCGUGCCCCUUUCCCAGCCCUGACCCCCCGCCAAAGCCACGUGGGACUUUUCCCUUGUUCGGCUUUUCCAGCGCAUGGCUUUGUGGGGAGGAUGGCAGGGGCAGACCAGGGCUGCUGGGACACAGAGGAGUGACAGAGACCUCCCCCAAGCCACCGCAGUGGCAUACCUUGGUGGCAUCGUUGUCCUCCCCCCUGCAGUCCAUGUGCCUACAGCCACUGCCUAGACCGUGCGGGGGCACCUGGGGGCUGGCGGGCAUGAAAUAUGCCUCUUCGCUAGCUGCUCUGCCACCUGGGGAGGGGGAUGGUGUCCCUCCGUCCCUCUCCACAGGGUCCCUGCUCUCCUGGAGUGGGAGGGGAGCCCUGGGGCGCCUCGGAGCCUGCCUGUGCCUCUGGCCCCCGCUGCACCCAGCUUUCCUGCCUGCCUCCCAGCCAGGAGCAGCUUGUGGUGGUGUGUGGAGUGAUAAA